Molecule: messenger RNA, 782 nt
Organism: Orbicella faveolata
Lineage: Eukaryota; Metazoa; Cnidaria; Anthozoa; Scleractinia; Merulinidae
Product: poly(A) RNA polymerase GLD2-B-like
Biological process (GO): RNA 3'-end processing
Molecular function (GO): poly(A) RNA polymerase activity
Source: RefSeq, a predicted model, not a curated record
AGAACCCUCACUCCAGAUUCAUUUUCGAUUCGUCCGUGACAUCAUCUUCUCCUUACACCAUGGCAAGAUUUAACCCCAGAUCGGGAAGUGAUCAGUUUCCUCGACUAAGCGCACAGAUUCAAGAAAAGUUUGUCGAGAAUCAGCAAACGAGGGAAAUUUACGAUCGCAAGAAUCGAUGGAGAGAGGAAAUUGAAGGGAUUGUGAAAUCGCUCUACCCCUCCAGUCGCCUUGUUUUGUCCGGCUCGUCCGCAAACGGCUUCGGAAGCAUUCAUAGCGACAUAGAUCUGGUGUUGUGUUUUGAGGGGGCAGCGCCGACAGGUCCUUACAUGCUGAGGAAAAUUGAGUCCCUUUUCACGAGUAACCGACGCCGCUUUCAAACAGAGGUAAUGUUGGAGGAAACUAUUGAUUAUUUUUAUUUUAUAGGUUUCGCUGUAGUUCUCCUCGUAAUUCAUUAUCUUCAAGCCGGAUGUUCCCCGCCUGUAGCACCUGCUCUACAAGAAUCCUUUCGCAGUAUCUUCCAAGCCUCAAACAGUGUUGUCAUGGAGAAGCUCACCGCUGACGUUCCUGAUCAAAUUCGUUCGUUCAAGUCUUCCAACACACAAAGUCUCGGUGAGCUGUUAGUCGGCUUUUUCCAGUACUUUUCCUCGUUCGACUGGGGCAGAACCAUGUCCAUACGUACAGGAAGUACUCGCGCCACUGCGACCUACGACAAGAUAUGGCGGGGACCUUACAUCCGACUAGAGGAUCCCUCCGAUGGAGGAAAUGUCANCGUUUAUCCGUGA